AAAGCAUUGCAGUGGAGAACGAACCCGACCUAGCGGUCUUUGACAGUAAUACCACAGAUAUGGCAGCUGCGGUUUUGCAGUUUGAGAGACAAUCUGACAACAACGAAACAAUUCAUAACACGAAACCUUACAAAACAACCACCUUACUUUUUACGAUACAAUACGUAUCCAUUUAGAACUAUAAGCAAUGGAGUAAAUUCAUAGUUGAAGACACUUUUAUUCUGAUUGAGUAUUGAACUACUGCUACAAUAAAUUCGAACGAUUCUACUUUUCCGAUUUGACCGAUUACUUCCCGACGCUCCCUUGACGUGGAGCAGCGUCAUUGCGGAAGUAGCUAAGUCUACGUGGGGAAGGAAGGUUGGCUUGUUCGUGUUUGAACUAAACUCUGCCUAAAACACGAUAAAUGUGCAACCUACGGAACCUACAAUAACCCUACCGCGCCUCGCGGAACCUACAACCUCCCCGCCCGCUAGCUGAAUGGCCUUGUACCGCCAGGGCGUGUAGAUCCGAUGGGAGGGAUAGCCGGGUAGUUCCCUGUAAUGCUUCGGUGGCUGCGGCAGUCUCUUAGGCAGGUGUCUAGUCUGAUGGCCCGGAGACCAGUGCUUGUCUGCGGGGCGAUACUGCUGAGCGUCCUGCUACUACUGGCCGUUACAUUUACCUGCAGCCGGGCUAAGAAUGUGGUUGCGUCUGCGCGUCCCCCGGUGAGGUUCUUCUCUGCCGAGGCCCCUGUAGUGGACCUGUACCUGGGUCAGCUGGAGCAGGUGGAGAGGCUGAGGGGCGCGGCAGAGGUGUCCGUCAUCUUCUUCUACGCUCCCUGGUGUGCUCACUCCAUCGCUGCUCGCCACGAGGUCCAGGAGGUCGCACGGAGACUGGUCAAACAGGUGCAGUUUGUGGCAGUGAACUGUUGGUGGAGCCAGGGGAAAUGCAGGAAACAGAAGAGCUUCUACCAAUACCCUGUCAUCCACCUGUUCUACAAGAGGUUUGGCCCUAUAGAGUACAAGGGUCCGUUCCUGGCUUCCUAUGUAGAGAGGUUCAUCCUGAGAGUCAUCACCCCACUGACCUACCUACCAUCACGAGCCACACUACAAGACUUCCUGUCUUAUCACGAGCCGGGGGUAGUGGGUUAUUUCCAGUUCAACUCUUCUCCUCAGCCUCCCGGCUACAUCACAUACCUCUCCUCAGCUCUGCAGGCCUUGAAGAGAGACUUCCGUGGUGCGGUGCGUUUCGGGGUGGUGACCAGUAGACAGGUGGCAGAGUCCAUCUCAGUCAGAGAUGACCAGACCGUCUACCUGCACCGACACUUCAACUCCUCAUUGAUUUUCCCUAGUUGGGAGCGUAACUUCACCUCUGAAGGCAUCUGUUCCUGGGUCUUUGAGCACCGCGAGACCGUCCUCCAAUGGCUGGCGCCGACUGGUGCUAAGUCCCGCCUUCUGGAGCAGGAACUGACCAAAGGCCCUGCCCUCCUGCUCUUCCUGCCCCACAAUCCCCUGGGGCCCGGCCCCGACCCGCUGCUGACGCAGAUUGCAGACGUCGCGGUUCGCUACCAUUCCUGUAGCGACUCCCCUCACCACCACCACCACCACCCCUCUGACCACUACUACUACAGUGGACCCUCCCAGCCCCUGUCUCCCCCUCUCUGCUGCCUCUCAGUGGUUCUGCCCAGGCCACACCCCCUCCCAGGCUCCACCUCCAGGGUGUGUGAGCUUUGUCUCAACCAGUCCAAUCCGGGUCGCUCUCCCCUCUGCACCUUCCCCUCCCAGACAUCAGGUGGUGCUGCCGUGCUCCAGUCCUACCUCAGACAAUGCUGCCUACCUGUUGCUGCGACGGGGAGGACGGUUGCCUGUAGUAACAUCCUGAGUAGCUACAGCCCGUCGUCAGGUCGCUAUAGUGCCUGUUGUAGAACUCUGGGACAGCUAGGGGUUUCCCUGCCCCCACAGCAGGUGCUAGGGCUAGACAACGAGGGGUUAGGGACACCCCCUCCCUCACCAUCCUACUCCCAGGACUCCUCCCAGGACGACUCCCAGGACUCCUCCCAGGACUCCUCCCCCUCCUCCCAGGACCAGGAAGCAGGCGGGAUUAAAGGGUUGAGGUGUCGGACAAAUAAGACGCUCAGGUUCUACAUCCUGGACUCCGCCCUUCACUGGCCGCUGGCGGUGCGUCUCGGGGCGCUAGGCAACAACGAGAUGGGUAGCGGUGGCCUGGGGGAGUUAGGAAGGUUGCUAGGCAACGGGACCGGUGAUGGCGCACAGUCGUUUGCGACCAUCGUGAACCUGAAGGAUGAGGUGCACUACGUUCUGGACCACAGAGGAACCGCUACUGUUACAGAGUCUCUGGAGUUGUUCAUCAGGAACUUUAGCACCUCCCACAGCCCACUGCAGAGACGCCUGGUGGGGAGGAGAGAGGAGGAGGAGAGGCCCCAGAAGAGACCCCUCAUCUCAGAGCUGACCACCACCUCUUUCCUUACUACUGUCAUGGAUCCUCACAGGGAUGUGGUGCUGUUCUACUACAGUCAGUGGUGUGGCUAUAAAACGUGUUGUGUUCUCCAGGAUGUGGUGCUGUUCUACUACAGUCAGUGGUGUGGCUAUAAAACGUGUUGUGUUCUCCAGGAUGUGGUGCUGUUCUACUACAGUCAGUGGUGUGGCUAUAAAACGUGUUGUGUUCUCCAGGAUGUGGUGCUGUUCUACUACAGUCAGUGGUGUGGCUAUAAAACGUCUUGUGUUCUCCAGGAUGUGGUGCUGUUCUACUACAGUCAGUGGUGUGGCUAUAAAACGUGUUGUGUUCUCCAGGAUGUGGUGCUGUUCUACUACAGUCAGUGGUGUGGCUAUAAAACGUCUUGUGUUCUCCAGGAUGUGGUGCUGUUCUACUACAGUCAGUGGUGUGGCUAUAAAACGUCUUGUGUUCUCCAGGAUGUGGUGCUGUUCUACUACAGUCAGUGGUGUGGCUAUAAAACGUGUUGUGUUCUCCAGGAUGUGGUGCUGUUCUACUACAGUCAGUGGUGUGGCUAUAAAACGUGUUGUGUUCUCCAGGAUGUGGUGCUGUUCUACUACAGUCAGUGGUGUGGCUAUAAAACGUGUUGUGUUCUCCAGGAUGUGGUGCUGUUCUACUACAGUCAGUGGUGUGGCUAUAAAACGUGUUGUGUUCUCCAGGAUGUGGUGCUGUUCUACUACAGUCAGUGGUGUGGCUAUAAAACGUGUUGUGUUCUCCAGGAUGUGGUGCUGUUCUACUACAGUCAGUGGUGUGGCUAUAAAACGUGUUGUGUUCUCCAGGAUGUGGUGCUGUUCUACUACAGUCAGUGGUGUGGCUAUAAAACGUCUUGUGUUCUCCAGGAUGUGGUGCUGUUCUACUACAGUCAGUGGUGUGGCUAUAAAACGUGUUGUGUUCUCCAGGAUGUGGUGCUGUUCUACUACAGUCAGUGGUGUGGCUAUAAAACGUGUUGUGUUCUCCAGGAUGUGGUGCUGUUCUACUACAGUCAGUGGUGUGGCUAUAAAACGUGUUGUGUUCUCCAGGAUGUGGUGCUGUUCUACUACAGUCAGUGGUGUGGCUAUAAAACGUGUUGUGUUCUCCAGGAUGUGGUGCUGUUCUACUACAGUCAGUGGUGUGGCUAUAAAACGUCUUGUGUUCUCCAGGAUGUGGUGCUGUUCUACUACAGUCAGUGGUUGUGGCUAUAAAACGUGUUGUGUUCUCCAGGAUGUGGUGCUGUUCUACUACAGUCAGUGGUGUGGCUAUAAAACGUGUUGUGUUCUCCAGGAUGUGGUGCUGUUCUACUACAGUCAGUGGUGUGGCUAUAAAACGUCUUGUGUUCUCCAGGAUGUGGUGCUGUUCUACUACAGUCAGUGGUGUGGCUAUAAAACGUGUUGUGUUCUCCAGGAUGUGGUGCUGUUCUACUACAGUCAGUGGUGUGGCUAUAAAACGUGUUGUGUUCUCCAGGAUGUGGUGCUGUUCUACUACAGUCAGUGGUGUGGCUAUAAAACGUGUUGUGUUCUCCAGGAUGUGGUGCUGUUCUACUACAGUCAGUGGUGUGGCUAUAAAACGUGUUGUGUU
Messenger RNA from Oncorhynchus mykiss (rainbow trout), 4041 nucleotides. Lineage: Eukaryota; Metazoa; Chordata; Actinopteri; Salmoniformes; Salmonidae. The record is from RefSeq and is a predicted model, not a curated record.